This is a messenger RNA of Melampsora larici-populina 98AG31, 1814 nucleotides long. RefSeq lists its product as uncharacterized. The transcript has 4 exons. Lineage: Eukaryota; Fungi; Basidiomycota; Pucciniomycetes; Pucciniales; Melampsoraceae. The record is from RefSeq and is a predicted model, not a curated record. The annotation marks the transcript as partial. Gene Ontology annotation, molecular function: zinc ion binding; ATP binding; RNA helicase activity. Gene Ontology annotation, cellular component: cytoplasm. Gene Ontology annotation, biological process: nuclear-transcribed mRNA catabolic process, nonsense-mediated decay.
AACAAUUUUACUGUCAGACACAAACUUCAUUAUGGAGCCCUUUUCUCACCUUCAGGGUGCUAGCGAAUAUAGUUAUAAUCCUUCCAACGAUGAAGACGACACACUCUCACUCGUAUCCGGUGCUACUCGCCCUCGUCGAUCUCGUGACCAUGCUACUGACGAUGGAGCUUCGACCAUCGAUAUCAAUUUCGACGAACUGAGCUUGCUGGAUGGUGAUGCCGAUGCUAACCGGCAUCGUCACCCUGCAAAUGGAAAUGGACAGGACCUUUCUCAAUCCAAUGGAUCAUCUAACCUUCCGGUGAUCGGCGAUCUCACAGAAGCUGAUGCCGACUUUGAUGGCGUUCUGGAUGACAUGAGUCGAGAAUUACCGCCUCACGCCUGUGCAUAUUGUGGAAUCCAUUCACCAUCGUCGGUGGUCAGAUGCCUGAUUUGUUCAAAGUGGUUUUGCAACUCCCGUGGAGGUCCCGGGACUCACUCGACAGGCUCUCACAUCGUUAAUCACUUAGUGAGAUCCAAACACAAAGAAGUCACUUUACACGCCGACGGACCUCUAGGGGAAACGACACCCGAAUGUUACAAUUGUGGAUCGAAGAAUGUUUUCACGCUGGGAUUUAUACCUGCCAAGUCUGAUACUGUCGUAGUGUUGCUAUGUCGACAGCCCUGUGCAUCUACUCCAUCCUCCAAGUCCGAUCUGGUCUGGGACACCUCCCAGUGGUCUCCACUCAUUGAAGACAGGCAGUUCUUGUCAUGGCUUGUUAAGGUUCCCGAUGAACAGGAGGUCGUACGCUCACGCCCAGUCGGCUUUAAGGAGAUCACCUUACUCGAGGAAAUGUGGAAGGAAAAUGCAGGUGCAACCCUAGAUGAUCUUGAGCGAGAUGGAGGGCAAGGCGAGGGCGAACCACAACCGAUUCUACUUCGUUAUGAGGAUGCUUAUCAAUACCAGAAUAUAUUUGGACCGUUGGUCAAGAUUGAAAGUGAUUAUGAUCGUAAACUGAAGGAGAGUUUGACGCAAAAUGAUGUGACAGUUAGAUGGGACAUGGGGCUUAAUCAAAAACGAAUCGCGUAUUUCUACUUACCCAAACUCGAAAGUGGGGAAGUGCGUCUGGCAGUGGGAGAUGAGCUUCGUCUUCGCUACGCCGGAGAGCUUCAAAGACCUUGGGAAGGGCUUGGACAUGUGAUCAAAGUCCCCAACAGUCAAUCGGAUGAGGUUGCACUUGAAUUACGCAGGAACGAUGGUGUGCCACACGAGCUCACUGUCAAUUUCUCAGUCGAUUUUGUGUGGAAGUCGACUUCGUUUGACCGAAUGCAAUUGGCGAUGAAAACGUUUGCUGUUGACGAGCAGAGUGUCAGCGGAUAUAUCUAUCAUAAAUUGAUGGGACAUGAUGCACAAAUCCCACAAGUCCUCAGAACGCAAAUGCCCAAGAGAGUCUCGGCCCCGAAUCUUCCGGAAUUGAAUCACUCCCAGGUCAACGCAGUCAAGAGUGUAUUGCAAAAACCUUUGAGCUUGAUUCAAGGUCCUCCAGGGACCGGUAAGACGGUCACCUCGGCUUCAAUUGUGUAUCAUCUCAGUAAGAUGAACCCAGGUCAAGUUCUUGUGUGUGCGCCCUCGAAUGUUGCUGUGGAUCAGCUCUCCGAGAAAAUUCACAUGACAGGUCUCAAAGUGGUCAGGGUGCAAGCUAAAUCGCGCGAAGCCUUGGAUAGUUCAGUGCAGUACCUGACGCUACAUCUGCAAGUCGCCAACAACGACACUCACCCGGACCUGCAGAAAUUGAUUCAACUCAAGAGCGAGCAGGGUGAAUUGAGCAGCACUGACG